This is a messenger RNA of Erythranthe guttata (spotted monkey flower), 832 nucleotides long. RefSeq lists its product as uncharacterized. Lineage: Eukaryota; Viridiplantae; Streptophyta; Magnoliopsida; Lamiales; Phrymaceae. The record is from RefSeq and is a predicted model, not a curated record.
AAUUGUUCCAUUAAUUGCGCGCACACAGAUACAUUUUCUCAACAAAAAACAAAAUAUGGGGUAGUUUUGUUAAAAUGAACAUGUGAAGGGUCUUUAAACCAAAUAUUAAUAUUUCGUGUCCUAAUUAAAUUCAGUUUCUUUCUAGGGACAUUUUUGCAAAUUCACCCAAAAAAACCAAUGCUCCGAUUGCUUCUCUCAUCCCACCACCGUACCAGCCGCCGCCGUUGCAUCUCCACCACGGCGAGUCUCAGCUCAUCAUGGAUCGACAAAAUGAAAGGAUUCUUCACCGGCGAGUCUUCCCCCAAAUCGUUCACUCUUCUCCGAUAUGCGGAUGAGAUGAGAAAAGCAAGGAAAUUGGAAGGUUUGAAGCCGAUUGCAGUAGGGAGGAGAAGCGACGCCACUUUCGCCGAUGCGUUUGAGAAGCAAGAAGCCGUAAUUCGUUACCUAGGGCGUUUGGAUCCUACUGGUGAGAACAUUCAAAUUAGUCAAAAGAUGGAUGCAGCAAAACAAUGUAACUGCACGAUAUUAGUCGUUGAAAGUGCAUUCGCAAAGUUUACAUGGGCAAAAGAAGCACAGAAAAAGAUGGAUCAACUUAAAGCAGAGGGCAAACCGAUGCCCAAGAGCUUAUCAGAGGUUCAGAAAUUGAUGGGGUCGUCCCCCUUGGACGUUGCACGAUUAAACAUGGCUAAAAGUGGACAAAUAAGUCGAAAUUCCCCCUGCCCCUGUGGUUCCAAAAAGUUGUAUAAAAGGUGCUGUGGGAAAGACAAUAAAAGCAGUUGAAAGUGAAAACUAACCGUAAUCGCAUUUAAGACACUCGGGCGAAAAAAGUCAA